Molecule: messenger RNA, 2310 nt
Organism: Saccoglossus kowalevskii
Lineage: Eukaryota; Metazoa; Hemichordata; Enteropneusta; Harrimaniidae
Product: coiled-coil domain-containing protein 63-like
Biological process (GO): outer dynein arm assembly; cilium movement
Cellular component (GO): axoneme
Source: RefSeq, a predicted model, not a curated record
CGUGAGCUGAAGGACGGGGAAAACAUUCAGCCAUUAUUCUCUGUGAUCGUUGCCGUUAGGAACUUAAAAGCCAAGGCUUCUCAGAAUAUUUGACAUUUUAGAGCCUUUAACUACACAGUAACAAAAUGCCACGUGGAGGACCUCGUUCGGCUAGUCGUCGAUCUGACACUAGUGAAGCUGAUGCAGAUCAGCAGCUUGCUGAGACUGAGUUGGCUAAAUUACAACGUCAGUACCGUAUCAUGGAAGGUGAUCGUAAUGCAUACAACAUUGAAUCACAGGACAUGAUUCGUAGACAACUGGCUGAGAUCAAGAAGUUGGAAGGAGAAAAGAAAGAAUUGAAUAAAGAUCUGACCUUAUCUGAAAGUAACAGCAAUACGUCAAAGGAUGAAAAUAAUAUCAUGAAGUUGCAAGCACUUUGUGAAGAAAGAGAUGACUAUGAAAGGCUGAUAAAUGAGGAGAAAGAGAAGCAGAGGGAGAUCGAUACUAAGACGAGAGAAGGUGAACGAGAAUUGAAAUCCCAGCAUAAAAACAUGGGUGGUGUGCAUGCAAGUGCAGCUCAUACUAAGCAAACUAUGAAGAACAUACAAGUAUUGGAGAACAGACUAGAUAAGGCAAACAGAAAGUUCAAUCAGAUGUUGACGCGGAAUGCUGAGCUCCGUGAAGAGAUUGAUAGCUUGCGUGUUGAGAGAGCACGUUUUGAAGGAAUUCGCAAGAAACUAGAGAAGGAACGCCAAGAUUUACGCAACGAUAUCGGCAAGGUUAUUGACGAAUCCACCACGGCAUACGACCAGCGUGAUGAAGCCCAAGCUAAAAUGAUACUGUUGAAAGAGAAGGCUGAUAAGGAUAUGUCGCAGCAUAAUGCUGAGAUGAAAGAGCUACAACGUAUUAUUGAUCAUGAUCGCAAACUUCGUGAGUUCAUGAUGAUUAAGAGUAAAGAAAGGGAAGAGGAUGAGUACCUGAGAGCAAUCCGACAGAAAAAAGAAUCUGAAGAAGCCGAGCGUAAACGCAAACAACGUCAAGAAGAUUCCAUUGAGGCAUAUGAAGAGGCAUUUGAAAGGAUUAAAGAAAUCACCGAUGAAGAAGAUUUGGAUAAACUGGUCAACAAAUUCAUUGAAGGUAUCGAUUCCUUAUUCACAAAAAUCAACUGUGACCGUUCUACUAUCAACGACAUGUUGGGUAGUGCUGCUGGUGUUCAAGAUGAAAACAUGAUGAUGUAUUUGGGAAUUAUUGAACAAAAAACCAAUGAGUUGCUGUCCGUCCAGGCUUACAUUCAAGCCAAAGAUAUAGACCGUUCAUAUGAUGUCAAGACAACAGGGCUACUUGGAGAAGGUCCAGCACCCCCUGUACAGACAUUAGCUAUUAUGCCGCCCUCUACAGGUGAUGAAUAUGAUAGUGAUGCAGAUUCACAACUCAGUGAUGAAGAUAAUCGACCGUUAACAGAACAGGAAAUAAAACAAAAAAUUAUGAAACAUGUGUACAAAAAAGAAGCAGCCCAAGCUAAGCGUGGAUUUCAGUAUGAUUUGUCAGGUGCUAAAGACCUGAAAGCCAAGCCUAAAGUUUCUGAUUCCAAAAAGAGGGGUGCCAAACAUUAAUCACAAAUUUAAAUUGUCAAAAAUGUUAAUCUUUAAGAACUUUAUAUCAUCAAUGUAUCAAAUGGUGAUGAUGUUUUACAAGUCUUGAACUUUGAGCUGAAAGGGAAAUCACUCCCAAAGCCUUAUAGGCAUAAUAUCGAUAGGCACCCAAGUAUUUGUCUUCAAUGCUUCUGAAAAGUUCAAAGCUCUUGAUUUAGUCAGCUGCCAUUGGUCAGUGUAUUCAUAUUUUUUUAGAUUGAUUGUUGCAAAUUAUUACACAACUUUCUCUUAACCCUUUGAAUGCCAAACCAAAGUUCGUAAGUUUAUCAAGACCUACAAUGAAAGAAUAAGUCUGUGUGGUCCAAAAUUAAACAAAAAUACAAUAAUGCACAAACAAUGAAAAAAAAAAUAUGACAUUUAAAGGGUUAAGCAGAAAUGCAGACGGUGCAUACUCUGGUUUCUACUUGUUCCACAGCAUCAGAUAGAUUGUAAAUUCAUCAUUCUGUGGAAUGAUUCCACCACAUCCCCUUUUUUGAAUGCUUGCGAUAGGCUUUUAUCUGUACAUUGCUUCCUGACCAUUACAGGAGCAGUGGGCUUUUACAAGGUACCACACAGUCACUUCACUUUGUAGAAUCCUUUGCAUACAUUCUGUAAAAUUAUUAUGCCUUCUGUGUUGCUGUAACAUUUGUGGCCUAUAAGGGCGUAUUAUUGAAUAAAUAUUUCUUAUUUAAGAAGAGAA